Molecule: messenger RNA, 4597 nt
Organism: Choloepus didactylus (southern two-toed sloth)
Lineage: Eukaryota; Metazoa; Chordata; Mammalia; Pilosa; Megalonychidae
Gene: GCNT1
Product: glucosaminyl (N-acetyl) transferase 1
Exons: 5
Coding region: 686-1981 (431 amino acids)
Cellular component (GO): membrane
Molecular function (GO): beta-1,3-galactosyl-O-glycosyl-glycoprotein beta-1,6-N-acetylglucosaminyltransferase activity
Source: RefSeq, a predicted model, not a curated record
CGCGGUUGGGGCAGCCGGGGGCCCUCCUGCACCCCGGGCGGCCAGACGCUCGCUCCAGAGCUAUCACCUCCAGGGCAAAGUAAAACCCUGGCACCCUCUCCUCUUUCCGUCUUCCAUAGUGGACCAGGUCUUCUCUGCAUAUCCAGGCUGGGUUUAGGGGCCGGCCAGGUGGAGUGGCAGGACUCAGCUGACCAUCUAGUGAUCAAGAAUUUCCUGGAAUCAGCAGCUGGACACGGGAAUCAGCCUGGUGCUCCAUCCAGAGGGGCCCAGGCUAUGUGACUUGCCGGGUUUGCUUGUCCUACUCCUGUGAAUGCAGGAAGUGCCUCUAAAAUAUCCCUAGUACAUACAUGUAGAUGAAUUACCCACAUCUCAACGUUAACCCAUUGCCUACAUCCUUUAUGCUAACAAGAUUUUUAAAAAGCCUCCUGGGAUAUAUCACCAUUGUUGGAUGCGUGGUACAUUUAAGAAACCUCAGUGUAUGGGAGAUGCUCUGAACAUGCCCAGGGGCCUCCGUGACGCACCUGUUCCUUAAUGCUGAAUGUUCUUUUCUCCAUUUCAAGAUGUUUUUGCACUUCUGAUAAAUGCAAACUGACAACUCUCAAAGCCACAACAGAGAGAAAAUUGAUGGUGCUUGAAGCUUAGAAGUCUGCCCUUAGCAAAACAAAGGUCCUGACUGUUGUUUGAAAUGCUGAGGAAGUUGCUGCGGAGGAGACUUUGUUCUUAUCGUGCCAGAUAUUACUUUUUGAUUCUCAUUUUUUCCCUAGUCACCUUCUCAGUUUUAAGAAUUCAUCAAAAGCCUGAAUUUGUGAGUGUGGGACAUUUGGAGCUGAUCGGAGAGGAUCCUAGUACUGACAUUAAUUGUACCAAAGUUUUACAGGGUGAUAGAGAUGAAAUCGAAAAGGUAAAACUUGAGAUGCUGACAGUGAAAUUUAAAAAGCGCCCUCGGUGGACAACCCACGACUAUAUAAACAUGACCAGCGAUUGUGCUUCUUUCAUCAAAAGGCGCAAAUAUAUUGUCGAAUCCCUUAGCAGAGAAGAGGCGGAGUUCCCAAUUGCAUACUCUAUAGUGGUUCAUCACAAAAUUGAAAUGCUUGACAGGCUCCUGAGGGCCAUCUAUAUGCCUCAGAAUUUCUAUUGCAUUCAUGUGGACAAAAAAUCGGACAGUUCCUUUUUAGCAGCGGUGAUGGGCAUUGCAUCCUGUUUCAGUAACGUCUUCUUGGCCAGUCAGCUGGAGAGCGUGGUUUAUGCUUCGUGGAGCCGGGUUCAGGCGGACCUCAACUGCAUGAAGGACCUGUACAGCCUGAGUGCAGACUGGAAAUACUUGAUCAAUCUUUGUGGUAUGGAUUUUCCUAUUAAAACCAACCUGGAAAUUGUCAGGAAGCUCAAGUCGCUGAUGGGCGAAAACAACCUGGAAACUGAGAAGAUGCCCUCCAAUAAAGAGGAUAGGUGGAAAAAGCGUUAUGAAGUUAUUAAUGGGAAGCUCACCAACACGGGGACCAGCAAAGCACGCCCUCCUCUUGAAACACCUAUUUUUUCAGGCAGUGCCUAUUUUGUAGUCAGUAGGGACUAUGUGGGAUAUGUGCUGGAGAACGAAAAAAUCCAAAAGUUUAUAGAAUGGGCAAAAGACACAUACAGCCCAGAUGAAUAUCUCUGGGCCACUAUUCAAAGGAUCCCAGAAGUCCCCGGCGCGCUGUCCUUGAGCCCAAAGUAUGACAUGUCUGACAUGCAAGCGGUGGCUAGGUUUGUCAAGUGGCACUACUUUGAAGGCGAUGUGUCCAAGGGUGCCCCCUACCCACCCUGCAACGGGGUCCAUGUGCGCUCCGUGUGCGUUUUCGGGAUGGGUGACUUGAACUGGAUGCUGCGUCAUCACCACUUCUUUGCCAAUAAGUUUGACACUGACAUAGACCCCUUUGCUGUCCAGUGUUUGGAUGAGCAUCUAAGACAUAAAGCUCUGGAGACCCUCAGACAUGGACCGUUGUAGGCAAUUCUAGAAAUAAGAAUGUGCAACAUAUACCCCGUCCGACUCCUAUGCCUUGUUAGAGAGCAUCAGAAAAACUGUAUGGGGAGCUCUUGGGAUCAGGGACUCAGCUAAGUCUUUCUGUCAGAGAAGCUACAUGUUUUCUGCAGAACACAAUCUGUUAGAAAGGUUAUAGCCUUAAAUGUCUACCUAGAGUUAAAGUGAGGGGAAGGGAAGUUAGAGGAGCAGAGGGGCCAGAGGAAGUAAAGAGGUCUCAUGGGGAAAGUUGACCGAGGUGGCUGAGGGAGAGGUACAAUGCAGAAAUCUGUCAAAAAAGCUCAGGGACUUAACGAAAGGAAAAGAUACGACCUGUGCCAAAAUUAUUUGAGAGCUUUAAACCUGGUAAUUUUCCUGAUUUGAAUAAAUUUAUAGCAACAGCCAAUCACAGGAAUAUAAUUUAUCUUGUAUGUUACAGUUGAAAUAGAAAUUUGAUUUUACUCUGAACGAUCCUUGUAAAUAAUUUAAUGUCUGCUGAAAUAUUGUGCUAUGUGGUGUAUCUUUGUAUGUCAUCUCAGGGACCUUUAAAAAUGUGCUUGAUUUAACAUUAAUAUCUCUGACUAAUUUUUGCUUAUAACUGCACAUGUGUUGUAAAAUACAAAGAAAAAAAUGACAAUUUCUAGUUGAUUCUGCGAAUCACCUUAGGUUAGUAGAAAUGUUCAGGCAUCUUGUUAUAGUUUCUACAAAGAGUAACACUAAGUUUUUCCAACUGUUUGUCUUCCUACUCCUCCUCCAGUCUCCCCAGACCCUGCUGUCAACCUGCAUAAAAACUUCAUUUCAGAGAACCUUACAUGACCAUAUUAGUAGACCUGAGUGCAAAUAAACUGUACAGAGCACCAAGGCAGAAAGACUGAAGUUGGUUUUGGAAGGGGAGGGAGGAGAAGGAGCCCUAUUUAGACAAUCUCUGAGGAGCGUGGUGACUUUCAAAAUCAACGCUUUGCACGCUCCCUGGAAACAAAGGCUCUGCUCACUGAACCUGCUGUCCCCAGCCUCCCAGGAUCGUUGGAUCCUAAUAUCUUCUGUGCCACCAUUUGAAAGGAAAUGGCUCCCACUUCUACAUGCUGCCUACCCAGAUCCUUAGUCACUGGUUGGAAUUUUCCUUUUUUUGUGAAAACCUUUGAUGAGGAGCAGGGAGAAGUGUGCAGCUGUUCCAUAUGAUGUAAUUGAAGGCCUGGCUAUCCUAAAAAGAACUUUAGUUUUGGGACAGAUUGCUUCGGGAUUGCUACCAUUGGCACCAUUCACGGCAUAUGAUUUCUACUCUCUCGUUUCCACCAAAAGACAUGAUUUGUGGUUGCUGUCUCUUAUCUCAAAGUAAAUGAAGAUUUUUUUUUCCUAAAAUAAAUCUUGUUCUUUUGAUAAGCUGAUACUGUUCAGCCAAAGAUCUAACAGAAAAGGUGAAGCUUUAAAUUAAGCAUUGAACUUUUAACAAGAAUCAAAACCAUGUGCUGUAUUUUUAAAGCCUAGCCAACUUAAAACCGUUCAUAGGAAAUUCAUAAUAGCAGACUGGUUUUCAAGCACUCAACUGAGAAAACUUUUCUCGUUUUUUGAAAAUUAGAAAAUGUUUUUUAUUUAUUGAGGUGUGUUAUACUGGCCAUAUUUAAUGGAAAUUUUAUGUCAUUUUUUUAAACCUUUAUCAUAGUAGACAUACAAAUCAGUGGGUUGCUGGAUUUUUGCACAACUCAUGGCAUCCUGCCUUGGACCAAGAGGGACACAUUUUUUUCUUUUAAAACUCAACAGAUGAUGCUGAUAAGGGCAUUAUGUGCACAGUGCAUUAUAGAUCCCACUGGUUUCUAAACCAGUUUUUUUUCUAACACACAUUAUAUUUCUUCCAUGCUCUUUUUUAGCAGGAAGGUUUUAACCUAGAAUAUAGGGCAUUUUUUUUAAAACUAAAACCGGUGACCUUCAGUGACUUACUUUGUAUGUCUUUAAUUUUUUUUUUAAAUUUCAUUCAUGGUGUCUAUUUUAUAGAACUUUUUUUCUUUGAACAUUUUCAAAUCUAUAGGAAAGUUAAAACAAUAGUGCAAUGACCAUCCCUAUACCCUUCACCUGGAGGCACCAAUCAUUAACACCUUGCCCCAUUUGUUCUGUUUCAUAUGUUUUCGAAUUAGUUUAAAAAAUAUCCAAAGUUAGCAUUCAUCAUGACACUUGUUUUAUGGUAGCGUGACUGCAUCUGAUUUACAUUUAAUGGACAGGUUUUGCGGGACUUUUUUCUUUAUCACAGAUAUAAAAAUAGUAAAGAACAUCCCCAGCCCCACAAUAAAAACUGUGAAGCCACCAUCUUUUAUGCAGCUCUGUUACCUCAUCUUUCUAGUAUGGCACUUGUUGAAAUGUGAGUCAGCACUGCCCUACUGGAAACACCUUUUACAGGGAUUAUAUAGGGAUUAGUUCAUUGGAACUAAAAGUAUCUUGUUUUUAAACUUCUCGGCAUAAUUUAAAGCAAAUGAAAUUCCUACUACGAGCAAUUUGAGGAAUCAAAAAGCUGGUUUUAAAAGGAGGAUGACAAAUUGAGAAGGAUUCAAAUGCAAGCUCUUUGCAUUUAAAUUACUUUGUAAAUGUUAGUUACUAAAAAUGAAUUUCUUUUUA